AUGUACAGAACAGCAGCUUCGCGUCUCAGAGCUCUCAAGGGCGGCUGCCGGUACCCGACAAGAUUUGCAAGUUCGAGUGCAGCAGCCUUGCAAUCAUCCUCUUCCAGUGGUUUCUUCAGCUGGCUUACUGGUGAAAAGUCCAAGUCUGUGCUACCCCUAGACUUUCCACUUCUAGGAGUUGAACUCCCUGCUACGUUGCCUGAUUAUGUUGAACCUGCGGUAACUAAGAUUACUACCCUUGGUAAUGGCUUGCGAAUUGCCUCUGAAACAUCACCGAGUCCUGCAGCAUCAAUAGGGAUGUAUGUUGACUGUGGCUCGGUCUAUGAGUCGCCAGCAACAUUUGGAGUCACUCACUUGCUGGAACGAAUGGCAUUCAAAAGGACAAGAAACCGCAGCCACUUGCGUGUUGUGCGAGAAGUGGAAGCAAUUGGAGGCACUGUGCAAUCCUCAGCAUCUCGAGAGCAGAUGGGAUACACACACGAUGCCCUGAAGACUUAUCUUCCAGAGAUGGUUGAGCUACUUAUUGAUUGUGUGAGGAACCCUGUCUUCCUUGAUUGGGAGGUCAAUGAACAGCUUCAGAAGGUUAAAGAUGAGAUCAGUGAAGCUUCAAAGAACCCUCAAGGUUUGCUUUUUGAGGCAAUUCACUCUGCUGGUUUUUCUGGUGCUUUGGCGAAUCCUCUUUUAGCCUCAGAAUCUUCAGUAGAUAGAUUGAAUAGUUCACUCUUGGAGGAAUUUGUAGCUGAAAAUUAUACUGCUCGUCGUAUGGUGCUUGCAGCUUAUGGUGUUGAACAUGAGGAACUGGUAGCCAUUGCAGAGCCCCUUUUAUCUGAUCUACCUGAUAAAAAGAGUCCUGGAGAGCCAGAAUCUGUUUAUACUGGAGGUGAUUUUCGCUGUCAAGCUGAUUCAGGGGACCAAAAAACCCAUCUUGCCCUUGCAUUUGGACUAAAAGGUGGCUGGCAUGACGUAAAGGAGGCUAUUACCUUGACAGUUCUUCAGAUUUUAAUGGGAGGUGGCGGAUCAUUCUCUGCUGGUGGCCCUGGGAAAGGAAUGUAUUCACGAUUAUAUCAACGUGUCUUGAAUCAGUAUCACAAAAUUCAGUCAUUUUCAGCAUUCAACAACAUUUACAAUCACACUGCCAUAUUUGGUAUCCAAGCUACCACAGAUGCAGAUUUUGCAAAUUCAGCCAUUAAGCUAAUGGUUAGAGAGCUAACUGAAGUUGCUUCUCCUGGUGCAGUUGACCCAGUGCAGCUACAACGUGCUAAACAGUCAACAAAGUCUGCCAUUCUGAUGAAUUUGGAAUCUAGAAUGGUUGCAUCAGAAGAUAUAGGUAGACAAAUUUUGACAUAUAACAAGAGGAAACCUUUGGAGGAUUUCUUGAAGGCUGUAGAUGAGGUUACAUUGCAAGAUAUUACCCAAAUUUCCCAGAAGCUUAUUUCUUCCCCUCUCACAAUGGCAUCAUAUGGAGAAGUUAUCAAUAUCCCAACCUAUGAUACAAUAAGCAGCAUGUUCAAAUCAAAAUGA
Messenger RNA from Dovyalis caffra, 1521 nucleotides. The record is from the annotation of a GenBank genome assembly. NCBI's taxonomy places the organism in Eukaryota, Viridiplantae, Streptophyta, Magnoliopsida, Malpighiales, Salicaceae.